Molecule: messenger RNA, 1644 nt
Organism: Xyrauchen texanus (razorback sucker)
Lineage: Eukaryota; Metazoa; Chordata; Actinopteri; Cypriniformes; Catostomidae
Gene: mfap1
Product: microfibril associated protein 1
Exons: 8
Coding region: 98-1417 (439 amino acids)
Biological process (GO): mRNA splicing, via spliceosome
Cellular component (GO): U2-type spliceosomal complex
Molecular function (GO): RNA binding
Source: RefSeq, a predicted model, not a curated record
GGUACGUCCAUUUUAGUAAACAGGGUUUUUUACGUUUGAGAUUUUCAUCGAUUGCGAUUGUUUUCUAGUGUAAAGGGAUCAGUGAGAGUUGUCCAAAAUGUCUGGACCAAACGCAUUAAAUGCCAAGCAGCCGCCGAUCCAGUCGACGGCAGGAGCCGUACCCAUCCGAAAUGAAAAAGGUGAAAUUUCUAUGGAGAAGGUGAAAGUGAAGCGAUAUGUUUCGGGUAAGCGGCCAGACUAUGCUCCCAUGGAGUCCUCAGAUGAAGAAGAGGAGGAUUUCCAGUUUGUUAAGAAGGGUAAAGAGGCUGAACCGGAGAUGGAAAUGGAAGAAGAGGAAAAAUCUGACCCUCGUCUUCGACGUCUCUUGAAUCGAGCGUCUGAGGAUGUUGAAGAAAAACUUGCGAGACACAGGCAGAUAGCUGAGCCAGAGCUGAUCGUUCAAAGCAGCGAGGACUCUGAUGAGGGAACCUGGCACCCUGAGCGUGAGGAGAGCAGUGAAGAUGAAGAGGAGGAGGAAGUUGAUGAUGAGGAAAUUGAGAGGAGACGAGCAAUGAUGCGCCAAAGAGCACAAGAGAGGAAGAACGAGGAAAUGGAGGUCAUGGAGGUGGAGGAGGAGGGGAAAUCUGGUGACGAGUCUGAAUCGGAGUCAGAGUACGAGGAAUACACAGACAGUGAGGAUGAAGCUGAGCCUCGGUUAAAACCUGUGUUCAUCCGCAAGAAGGACAGAGUAACGGUCGCAGAACGAGAAGCGGAGGAGCAGAGACAGAAAGAACUGGAAGCAGAGGCCAAAAAACAAGCUGAAGAGAGGCGACGCUACACACUGAAGAUUGUAGAGGAGGAGGCAAAGAAAGAGUUUGAGGAGAACAAACGUACACUGGCCGCACUUGAUGCUCUGGACACAGAUGGAGAAAAUGAAGAGGAAGAGUAUGAGGCCUGGAAAGUCAGAGAACUGAAGCGUAUUAAAAGGGACAGAGAAGCCAGAGAAGCAAUCGAGAAAGAGAAGGCAGAAAUCGAGAGAUUUCACAAUCUUACAGAGGAAGAACGCAGAGCAGAACUGCGCAACAAUGGGAAAGUGGUCACCAACAAAGCAACAAAGGGCAAAUACAAAUUUCUGCAGAAGUACUACCACAGAGGCGCUUUCUUUAUGGAUGAUGAGCAAGAUGUCUUCAGGAGAGACUUUAGUGCUCCAACUCUUGAGGACCAUUUCAACAAAACAAUCUUGCCCAAAGUCAUGCAGGUCAAAAACUUUGGACGAUCUGGACGUACAAAAUACACACAUCUGGUGGACCAGGACACCACUUCAUUUGAUUCUGCCUGGGCUCAGGAGAGUGCUCAGAACAGCAAGUUCUUCAAACAGAAGGCAGGGGGCGUGAGAGAUGUGUUUGAUCGUCCAACAGUGCAUAAGAGAAAGACAUGAACAUGUGUCUAUGCUAAAAGAGCAAGUUGAGCUCAAACAUGGACAGUUUCAUCCUUCAUCAAACACACUAGUCCUUUACGAAUGCAUUGUGCUAAUGUGUGCAAAACCCAUAACAAAGACAACUCUUUAUUGUAUUAUCUAGAUGUUUCAGUUUUGUACAAAAUUCGUAGUAUUUAGUUCCGUUUGUAAAAACUAAAAAAUCUCCUUUUUGCUUUACGCCAAUAAAU